AGUUGUCAUUGGAAAGUUUUGUAGUUAUUAGUGGAAAGCUAGGAAAAUGACGCGAGAGUUUUCCAAACAUCUGCUGAGGAAGUUUGUGGUGGAUGUCAUCCUUAUCAGUACACUGAUAUUCGCGAUAUACGCGACGAUGGCGUUCUGGCCGUCGUUUGAGCGCGGAUUCUUUUGCGGCGACGAGAGCCUCAUGUUCCCCUACCGCAGCGACACCGUCACCGUCACCGCGCUCAGGAUUUACGGCCUCUGCCUGCCUAUACUUGCGUUCCUGGUGUGUGAGUGGGUGUUACUCCGCAAGGAGGACGACACUGUCCGCUGUCUGUGGUUCGACGUGCCGGCCUGGCUGCGCGGCUUCUACUGCGCGCUCACGUCCUUCGGCUACGGCGCCUGCUUCAUAGAACUCACCACGAAUAUCGCUAAGAACGUUAUAGGAAGACCUCGACCGCAUUUCUUUGACCUCUGCAAGCCGUCAGUGAACUGCUCAUCACCAGAGUGGCAGCACCGGUAUAUCGAGCCGGGGCAGUACCGCUGCACCGCGCCGCCCACAGACAGCCUGGACGACAUGCACAUGUCUUUCCUCAGCGGACACUCCGCUUGGUCCGCCUUCACCAUGUUCUACCUCGCUUUCUACCUGGAGAAGCGCAUGGUGUGGCGCGGGACUCGCGUGCUGCGCCACUCGCUGCAGUUCGUUGCUGUCAUGCUGUCCUGGUACACGGCGUUAUCCCGCGUGUCGGACUACAAGCACCACUGGAGCGACGUGCUGGCUGGGUACUUCUUGGGACUCACUUUUGCCGCGCUAGUGUGGACGUGGGGCACGGAUAUCCUGGAGCCUAAGGACCAUCACAAGCCGGUCCCAACGACCGACGGCAUACCACUCCACAGACAGCGCUCUGAUGUGUGCUAGCACCCUAGUGGAUUUAGCAGCUACGUUUUCGUAACAUCAUACAAAUAAUGCAUGUUGAUAAUAAUGAUACUUACAGUUAUAGGAAAACUAUGUGUACGUAGCUGUUGAAUGUUCAUGCUAACACAUUUAACGCAAUCAAAACGUACCUAUACUAUAAAACAUUUACUUCAGAGAUUGUUUCAUAGGCCAGCCAUGGUCCAUGUCUGACAUUGACUUGAUAAAUCAACUAAGUAACUACCUAAUGUAGAUCCGUCAUCGUAAGAUUAAGUCGGCCUUAUAACAUUAAUAAUUACAAAAAACUUUGUCUUUGAUCUAAAUCCCUUUAUGAACGAGUAUUUUGUGUUUAAUACAGAAUGCACAAUAUUAAUUAUUAUUAUAAAUUGGUUGAAUAUUUUGUUUACUUUUAGUAUUUGAUAAAAUUAAGUGGAAUAGAUUGUUAACUGUCCGUCUAUGUAUAAAGUAUAUUGUAGGUAUAGCAUAAAUCAUAAUAAUAGAUGUUAAGAUGUUUAUUGAAGUUUCUCAAAAGGAGUUUUUAAGAAUUGUACUUUCAGAAACUAGAAAAAAGGAGAAAACCGAGAUAAGUAAACUAUAAAGUAAAAUGUGAUUAAUAAAAAGAUUCACCAACUUCAUACUUUAGUCAAAUAUUUUGAAAAAGGCCUAAAUUAAUUUAAUAGCAAAUAUAAUACUGAAAUAUUGCGUAAAUAGUAAGUAGGCGCGGAAUAUUAUUAAGUUUAAUACUAAGAAGUAACUAAGUAUUAGUA
This is a messenger RNA of Aricia agestis (brown argus), 1665 nucleotides long. RefSeq names its product putative phosphatidate phosphatase. The coding region runs from base 47 to 904 and encodes 285 amino acids. Gene Ontology annotation, biological process: signal transduction; phospholipid metabolic process; phospholipid dephosphorylation. The transcript is spliced from 6 exons. NCBI's taxonomy places the organism in Eukaryota, Metazoa, Arthropoda, Insecta, Lepidoptera, Lycaenidae. The record is from RefSeq and is a predicted model, not a curated record. Gene Ontology annotation, molecular function: phosphatidate phosphatase activity.